This is a messenger RNA of Indicator indicator, 482 nucleotides long. It is a transcript of the gene MDFIC2, whose product is annotated as MyoD family inhibitor domain containing 2. The record is from RefSeq and is a predicted model, not a curated record. The transcript has 2 exons. Lineage: Eukaryota; Metazoa; Chordata; Aves; Piciformes; Indicatoridae. The annotation marks the transcript as partial.
GUAACCAGCUUACAAAUGAAAAACACACAGAUGAAAAGCCUAUGAAGGGUAUUGUUAUGAGUUCUGUGGCAGAAUUCAGCAUCACAGACGCUUCAUCAAAGGGUACCAAAAAUGAGAAGAAGUUGUCAGCAGCGAGCACAUCAUCCAUUGCUUCCCUGGAGAAAUGCAGAGAGUUCACUUACAUCGAGGAUGAUGCAUCAGUACAUCAGAGAGACAGUGAUGAUGAAUGUGCAACACUUAUCCUGGCCUGCUUGUUCUGCCAGUUUUGGGACUUUCUUAUAAUGCUGCCUGAUACCUGUGAACAUUGGCUGAUAGAUACGUGUUGUCCAUCCAAUAGAUACUACCAGACCUCCAACGAAGACCAUGCCAACAACGAUUGCAAUUGUGACUGUGACAUUGAUUGCAGCCUUUUUGAGUCCUGCCACGAGACUGGUGAAUGCCUGGAACUUGCCAUGGAGAUUUCAGAAGUUUGCUACCGUUAA